Messenger RNA from Camellia sinensis, 1169 nucleotides. The record is from RefSeq and is a predicted model, not a curated record. NCBI's taxonomy places the organism in Eukaryota, Viridiplantae, Streptophyta, Magnoliopsida, Ericales, Theaceae.
UUAUCAACCGCCAUCCCUUUCAUAGGAGUGGAAGGCUAGGCUAUUAAUGGAGCAGUCCUCCGCUGUCAAGUGCCCUUCAAUUUCUUAUCAUUUAGCAGGCACCAAGAAGAUACAACAAGAGCUUGCAAAACCCAAUGUUCUUGAGAGAGCAGAGCACUAUGGAAGAGACAUUUGUGCCUUUUCGCGGGAUCAAGAAUGAUCUUAAGGGCAGGUUGUUGUGUUACAAACAAGAUUGGACUGGUGGCUUCAGAGCUGGCUUCAGGAUUUUGCCUCCUACCACAUAUAUAUUCUUUGCAUCUGCAAUCCCAGUCAUUUCAUUUGGGGAACAACUAGAUAGAAACACUAAUUUGGGUCACAAACUGUUUCUUCCAUGGACUGGAUGGGUGUGCGUGUGGACUGCAAUCUUGCUGUUCUUACUGGCUAUCUUAGGAGCUUGCUCCAUUAUCAACAGAUUUACUCGAAACGUAAUAAUGAUAUAAGAAUCUCAAAACGUGCAAAGAUGUUGCCGCAUUAGAUAUCAAUAUGGGUUGCCCAAAAUCAUUCUCUAUUAGUGGCGGAAUGGGCGCUGCAUUAUUGACUAAGCUGGCGCUUAUUCAUGAUAUCUCUCCAAGGAAAUAGGCUGACAGGGAAAAUUCCAGAGGUGAUAGGUCUAAUGCAAGCCCUUGCUAUUUUGGAUUUAAGUGAGAACGAACUAGUUGGGCCAAUUCCACCAAUUCUUGGCAAUUUGUCUUACACUGGAAAACUGUAUCUCCAUGGCAACAAGCUUACAGGACCGAUUCCACCAGAGCUUGGCAAUAUGUCAAAGCUCAGCUACUUGCAAUUAAAUGGCAAUCAAUUGGUUGGUGGAAUCCCAGCUGAACUUGGGAAACUUGAGCAGCUUUUUGAAUUGAAGCUACAAAAAAGGCCCAAGAAGAGGCUUCUGAGCAUGUGAGAUGUCUGGAAGAAGAUUUGGGAAAGUUGAGUACAAGUUUUUUGUUGAUGGAGAAUGGCGGCAUGAUGAGCACCAACCAUUUGUAAGUGGAAAUUAUGGGGUGGUGAACAGUGUCUUCUUAGCUAGGGAGCCUGAUGGGUAGAUCUAGUAUGGAUGUGGAUAAUGAUCCAUUUUUUCAUUUUUUGGAAGCAAAUUAUCUUACAAAAGCUUUUGUAAUACAAGUUGGUCUAGUUGAUAA